AUGUUGCAACUUGAUGAAGAGGAAGAAACCACUCAACAAUUGGAAGGAAUUCUCAUGCAAAGUACCAUUCCAUUAAAAUCUUUCAGAGGGAAGAAUAUUAAAGAUUAUGAAUUGGCUUUGGAUUGGUGUAGGAAAUUUGAUGAGAGGGAAAGUGCUGUGGAUUAUUUGGAGGAUUUGAAUAGAGUAAAAUUGUUGAAGAAUUUAUUGAAUAUUAAGAGCAAUCUUGUUGGAUUAACAGAGUUGUUUCUGACGAGUUGUUUUCGUCAUGUUGGAAAUUCAAUGUUUAGUGGAAAACAAGAGGAUUAUGCAUUAUAUACGAGAAUUAUACAGGAUUGGAUGAACUUACAAUUGACAAUGUUGCAACAAUCGAAAGAGACAACAGGAGUGACUGAGAAGACUGCUUUUGAUUAUUUGAUGGAAGAUGAUGAACAAGAAGAGGAUGAGGAUACAACAGCAACUGAUGAUGAUUUUAAUACAGAAGGGGCAGAGGAAGAGACAGAAAUUAAUUUUGAUGAGGAGAAAUCGGAUGAGCCUCCAAUUGUGAAUAUUUUGAAUAUGAUUACUGAUAUGUUUGAGAAGGAAUGUCAAUUCUCUCAAUUAUUUUCUAAUGCAGUUUCACAUGUAGAUAAUUUUCCUUUACUAGAGGUGAACACCAAUUACUAUACAAGUUCUUUGGAAUAUUGUGUGAAAUGUAGACAUGUCUCCUUUGUCCAGGUGAAAUUAAUUACUUCACAAUUAGAAAUACUGUCAGAAAUGUACAGCUCUGGAAUUUCCAAAUUUUUCAAACGUUUAUGUAAAAUUGUGGCAAGCAAUAGUAGAGGAUUGGAAACAUUGAUUCUUUCCAUCACUGACCUUUCUUCCCAACAUUUGGACACAUUUUCAAAUCUCCUUCUUGAGGAAUUACCAAACAUUCUUUCAAAUUGGAAACAACAAUCCAAGUAUGUCAGUAGAAUUUUCGAUACAGGUGAGAUUAGUCUCCUCGACUGCAAUCUUUCUCAUUAUCUCAUACUCUUACUUGCCGAAUUGUCGAAUUCUUGGACUAACUUUGUAAUGAUUCAAAUUACAAAGAAACUACUCUCCUCCGAUCAUGAUACACUCCACUCCCUCAUUUCCUACCUCUUCAAACAUGGUUCAAAAACUCUACUUCAAUUCCUGAGUCACUGGCAAACACUUCUUCCCAAUAACAAGCUGCAAUUAUUCAAAAGAGAACAAUUAUCAAUGACUCUUCCAAGCGCCUCCACUACUGCUGUUACUUCCUCAUCAUCAUCAUCGACUCCCAGCACUGUAACAACACCAUCCUCAACAUUGACUCCUACUACAACUUCAGCAUCAUCUACUCUCGCAAGUACAGCUGCCUCUGCAAGUGGUGCUACUUCAAUAGUAGUGACUGCAACAACAAGUGUCACCACACCAACAACUGCUGUUCCCAAGUUGGGAGUUACUGGAUUGACCACAGGAACUUCAUCAGCAUCAUCAGCUAGAAGUAGAACUAUUUCUAUUGGGAAACCAAAUUCAUCGACCACACAGAAGGAUCCUUCUUUUGAUUUAUUACUUUUACAACAAUAUAGACAAGAUAUUAUGAAACUAUUCGAAUCGGAAAUAAUGUCCGAUUUGACAAUUGUUGUGGGUCCUUCAAAAUUGAUUGGAAGUAUGGAAGAGGAUAAACCUUACAAGACAACUAAUAGCUCUGACAAGUUUAAAAACAAGUAUUAUCCAUCAGAUGACUGCUCUGUUGUGGAAUUUAAAGUACACAGAGCUAUUUUAUGUGCUCGUUGUGAAUAUUUCAGUAAACUAUUCCACUCACAAAUGAAAGACUGUAUGCAGGGUUAUUUAAAGUUUCCAGAUAAGAGACCAGAUGAUUUCAAGUGCUUGUUGGAUUUCUUUUAUUCAGCUGUGAUUAAUAUUAAUCAUUUUAAUGCAUUUGGUGUUUUGAAAUUGAGUGAUGAGUUGGGUGUACAAAUAGUGAAGGAGAAAUGUAUUGAAUAUGUGAAGGAUUGUGUAUCAGCCGAUAAUGUAUUUGAUGUUUUGGAAGAAUCAUCAUUCCAUAACUUUGAUGAAUUGAGAAAGUACUGUAAAGAAUAUUUGGAAGAAAAUGCAAAUCAAAUGUUCUUCUCGGAAAGCUUUUUAAACAUUACAAAGGAAACCCUGAUUGACUUGUUAAAAUCUGACAAGAUUCACUUGGGUGAAUUGGAUAUUUUCAUUGCUGUCGUUAUUUGGGGAAAACAUCAAUUAAUUCACAGAAUGGGUGUGCAAAUUGUUUCACCAAAAUCAGGUGCAAAUCAAAUUACUGUACAGACACAUGUUGCUUCAGGUCAUCAGAAUAGUGUUGGAAGUACUUCAACUCCAACUAAGACUGUCAUCUCUUAUGGAAUGGAUGGUUCUAGUAAGGUACUUUCGAAGGAAAAUCUUCCAGAUCAUUUGAAGAAAUCUGGGCUGACAGAGAGUUUGACUGAGAGAAAUCUUUCAAUUUCAGAACAGAAAGCUCCACAACCAAGUCCAGAAUUAUCAAUUUCUGAACUCAAUCCAAAACAUGACGAUGAUGAUGAAACAGAUAAGGAUGUUGUGGAUGAAGAUGAUGAAUAUGAAGAGGAAGUUGACACCUUAGCAUAUAGUACACUCAAUCCUGAAAUUAUGUUAACCAAUCCUUCUGCCUCUCGCAAACAAGAUGCAGAUGAAUUGAAGCAAAAGAAGGAAAGAAUUCUCAAGAUUGUCAAUUAUACACACGAUAAGAGUUUCUGCCAACAAUUGGCCAAACUAUUGUACGAUAUUUUACAUAAUGUUAGAUUCCCAACUUUGGAUCCUAUUGAAUUGUAUGAAUUUGUGGAAAUUUCAAAGGUUGUCCCAAGUGAAUUAUUACUUGAAGCUUACAGAGCUCACUCACUUCAAAACAGAGUUGACUUGUUCAAUUCAGCUCGUCUCAAAGUCAGAGAAGGUUCUCUUUUCUAUGUCAGCGGUGUUUGUACUGAUGUACCAAUUAGUAAGCUGAAAGGUUGGUGUCUCUACUAUCACAAACCAUACCAUCACCCAACUAGUGAAGCAGAUAUUCAAGCUAUCAAAGGAACUCGUAUUCUGAUAGGCGCUCGUCACAAGAAUUCUUCUGCUUUGGCACUUUGUGCUAUGGGUAUGAAGCAAAAGGUUUUGAGAGAAACAUUUGAAAAUGAAACCACUAAGGAGAAUGGAUGUUUCUUUUAUCACUGGAAGAAUCACUCAUUUGGUUUCUCUGGAUCGUCUCUAGUUCAACUAGGUACUGCUGAUCUUUCAGAAGGCAAAGAUAAAAUUUCAUGGCAUUUGACUGGCAGAGGAGGAUAUAGAUGUGGAAGCUUGACCUCACUGAAUGAAUCGAAAGAAUGGGAAAAGAUGUUAUUUUAUGCUUAA
Naegleria gruberi is the source of this 3375-nucleotide messenger RNA. RefSeq lists its product as uncharacterized. Bases 1 to 3375 code for a protein of 1124 amino acids. The record is from RefSeq and is a predicted model, not a curated record. The transcript is spliced from 5 exons. NCBI's taxonomy places the organism in Eukaryota, Heterolobosea, Eutetramitea, Acrasida, Naegleriidae. Gene Ontology annotation, molecular function: protein binding.